AUGAUUGUUUAUUGCAGGUUUCUACAGAUGGGACUGGCGGUACUCGUACUGCUUUCCUUGGCCUCUGUGCCUUGGCUACUAAUUAACGGCUUACUAUGGCUCAUUGCUCUGGCGGCGCUCAGUGGCAGUAUACUUGCGCAAUUGACCUAUCACAUUCCUUCAUUGCGAGUAGUGCAAACAGAAUAUCUAUACAGAUAUGAUUUUUUGAUGACCAUUUGCGCCUCUGUGUGUGUCCCUAUUUCUACAUAUUGCACUGUGUAUGAGACGGAGGAUGACAGUUCGUCCACAUUGUACAUCGCCUUAGCGCUUCUUUGCAUACUCCUGGCGACAUCUUUUCUGCUCAGUCUAAUCAUUCAGUAUGACUUUGACUCUUUUGACAGAAGUUCAACAAAUAAAUCUUCAAAAUUGACGGUAAGAUCAAAUGAACGUCGUCCUCUGCUCCAAACUUACGUCAGUGGUUGCGGUUACUAUCAGGCAUUUUGA
This is a messenger RNA of Brugia malayi, 483 nucleotides long. RefSeq lists its product as uncharacterized. The record is from RefSeq and is a predicted model, not a curated record. Lineage: Eukaryota; Metazoa; Nematoda; Chromadorea; Rhabditida; Onchocercidae. The transcript is spliced from 5 exons. The coding region runs from base 1 to 483 and encodes 160 amino acids.